This is a messenger RNA of Umbelopsis ramanniana AG, 3125 nucleotides long. RefSeq lists its product as uncharacterized. NCBI's taxonomy places the organism in Eukaryota, Fungi, Mucoromycota, Umbelopsidomycetes, Umbelopsidales, Umbelopsidaceae. The record is from RefSeq and is a predicted model, not a curated record. The transcript is spliced from 11 exons. Gene Ontology annotation, cellular component: endoplasmic reticulum. Gene Ontology annotation, biological process: fungal-type cell wall organization; GPI anchor biosynthetic process. Bases 10 to 2940 code for a protein of 976 amino acids.
ACGAUCACCAUGCCUUCGAAUCAGUCGAAGCAGCAUCCUUAUGCUGUCUAUUCCUCGGGGGAAGACGUCAAGCAACCUGUAGCUUUGACAAAGAUUCCAGCAAAGUUCGUGUCCUAUUCCCACACCGUUUUUGCCUAUUGUGCUUUCUUUAUUGCUCUUGGUGUUGGCUGUGCCACCCAUUAUGAGAAAAUCGUUCGCAACGAGUUUUAUGGAUAUCCUGACGAAUGGUUCCCAAGUGUGAGCGCUACCACUGGAGACCGAUACCCGGCUCGAGCUAUCUUCCAAAUUUUUAUUGCAUUGACUUCAGGACCCCGCUUUGCCCUGGUUUUUCUCUGGUUUUGGCUGACUACACGCUCUACCCUUACCUCUUCGAAAGGUUUUGGAAACUUUUUACUUGGUGUUGGCCUGGUCCGAACCGUUGCCUGUGGUGGAUGGGUAUAUAUCACAUCUUCUGAUGAUCAUUUGACUCACGACAUUGCCAUGGUCCUAUAUUUGUUGUGCACAUUACCCUGGCAAAUUGGCGUACUUUCAACUAGUGACAAGAAAAACCCAGCUGCUGUCAGAUGGAGAAGGUUUUUUACGUUUGCCUUUUUCACCACUCUUCCUCCGAUGAUAUAUUACUUUAUUCAGCACAAAGUGAAGCGUGUGCCAGGUGCUUAUACAACCUACGCGUUCUUUGAGUGGUCUUUGAUUCUCUAUGAUGUUGCCUUUGAUGCUGUCACGGCCCUAGACUUUCAAAACUUUGAAUUAUUUGUGGUUGAUGUUACGCAUGGCUCAAACUUUGCUCCCGCGUCCACUGAAGAAGGAACCUCUACUGUGACUGAACCCAAAGAUGCGGUUUCAUCUUCCCUGUUGCGCGCUCUGGCUGAUAUUAGAGGCUACAUUGCUGAUGUAUAUCUCGCCUUCGUGUUCUGGUCCAUGCUGACAGCUUUAGCACUAUUAAUUUGGUACUUCCCAUUGUUCAAUAUGGGCAUUUCGGGAUAUGAAGCAUUCCUUAUUGUCACUAUUUCACCCAUGUUUUUGGGUAUUGGGUCCCUCCGAAGACUAGUUGCUCGUUACCGUGGUGUUUUCCAUCUUCUUUCUUUAGCUGGCGUCGCAUCGUACAUGCUUCCAGAGCCUCCCGUCCGAUUGGCUACUUCAGCGUUUGGUAUCUCCGUCAGUAUGCUAACUUGGUGCGCUACUUGGCUUGAAAGCAAAGAUAAUGCUGCUGAACUUGAUCGUAAUAUUGUCGUCUGGGGUCUUGGUUUACUGGUUCAUAAUUUGGUCAAACUCACUUGGUGGACUGAAAAUCCCAUCUGGCCCAUCAUGAAGCCUUCGGUUGGAGGACAGAAUCAAAUUGGAUUGGUUCUUGGCAUCAUUGCCUGUGCUGAGAUGCUUGUUCGAGAUAGCUUGAAGACCGUUCAGAUCAAACAAUCCAAGCCCACCAAAUCAGCAGCCACCAAGGAUUCCUGGUUAUUCGCCGCUGUAGGAUUCGGGUCUCUGCUGUUUUCUUUGCAUUCCAUGUUCUCGGACUCAUCUACGAUCAUGCGAUGGGUUGUGGAUGGCUACCCGAACCCAGGACCUGAACCCGUGCCGUGGGGUGUAGCUACCAUUGCCGCGCUUGGACUUGGUAUGGUCAUCUAUCCAAUGCGCAGCUUCGUGGUUGGCUACAUUUGGUAUGCCGUUGGCUGCGGGGCUUGCCUGGCUUUCUACAACCUUCCAGGAUGGAAUGGGUACUAUGGUGGUCUGGUAUUGGGUGCUUAUCUGACAUCUGUUACGCCAGCAUUGAUUCGAUCCGUAGUGUCGCAUCCACCGUUCAAGACUUUGCUAACAGCUACCAUGGUUUACAACCUUCUUUGUCUCGCGCACGUGUGGGUCGUUGCCUAUGAAUUUGUUCCCGGAGGUGUUUAUGCACGUGAACGAACUAAUUGGAUCUUUUCCUGUGUCAUGAUUUUCCUUGGUUUGGGCAUUAUGAACGCGCAAAAGAGCACAGCAUCUCACCAGAGCGUUCGACUUAAUGCCAUCCGCUCCACCAGGCGUUACACCAGGUUUUUCCUCGUGGCCAUCCUAGCCCUCUCCGGACUCGCUAGUUUUUCCAGAACCUCGUUAGCCAAAACGCCUGAGCCGUAUCGGCCAGCUGAUAAAGCGUUUACUGCUGGUAUCUGGACGAUUCAUUUUGCUCUGGAUAAUGAUAUGUGGGCCAGCGAGACCAGGAUGCGGGAUGUGAUCAGAGAUUUGGAACUUGAUGUGGUUGGUCUGUUGGAAAGCGAUACGCAAAGAAUCAUCAUGGGUAAUCGUGACUGGGCUCAAUACAUCGCAGAAGAUUUGGGCUAUUAUGUCGACUUUGGACCCGCCACAAUGAAGCACACCUGGGGCUGUCUCAUGCUUUCCAAGUUCCCUAUUAAAAAAUCCACGCAUCAUCUACUGCCUUCACCAGUGGGUGAAUUGGCUUGCGCAAUUCAUGCAACGCUAGAUGUUUACGGGCAAGAUGUCGAUUUCAUCGUAAGCCACAAUGGCCAAGAAGAAAAUCUGUUAGAUCGUCGUCUGCAGACUACCGAAUUAGCCCGCAUUAUGCGCGAGAGCACGAACCCCUUCGUGUUCCUUGGUUACGUCGUUACAAAGCCUCAUGAGGAAAUUUAUCAAAUCCUGUAUCAAGAUGGUCAUAUUAAUGAUAUCGAUAUUACGGAUCAUGAUCGAUGGUGUCAGUACAUUGGAUAUCGUCAGCUUGCAAGAAUUGGCUACGCUCGUGUCAGUCAUGGUGGCAUCACCGACACUGAAAUCCAGACUGGAAAGUUCCAAAUUGUGGAUGACCCAGCGUCACGCCAAGAAGCUGGAUACAAUCGUCGUCACGAAAGCUCAGUACCACAACAGCUGCGCUAUCCUGAUCAUUUCCGUGGUGCCGGUAUACGGCAUCACCACUACCAUGUGCUAGAUAAUGAACCCAGAUACUUUGAGCAGUGAUGAAAAGAGAAAAAGUGCCAGUUAGUCCACGCGACCCCGUCGUCUGAAGGAUAAAAAUUUUAAGGCAAAGCAAUAAAAAAUCAUGAAAAUAGCACCAAUCCACUUUUUGCUUGUGGCUCCAGACCCAAGGAACCAUUCAAUCAUUGAUGUCAAACGCAAAGAUACUGGAGCAUUGGUCUACCGUA